Molecule: messenger RNA, 435 nt
Organism: Gloeophyllum trabeum ATCC 11539
Lineage: Eukaryota; Fungi; Basidiomycota; Agaricomycetes; Gloeophyllales; Gloeophyllaceae
Exons: 1
Coding region: 1-435 (144 amino acids)
Source: RefSeq, a predicted model, not a curated record
AUGGAGGUCCGGGUGGAGACCUCUCUCAGGGAGUCUCCCGAGUUCUCUGGGAGGAAAACCGUCAAUGUUUGCGAAUUCGUAUCUCGCUACGCAGGUAUCAAGACUCUACGCAUGGUUAGUGACCCCCGGUCGUCAAUGUAUUUCCAUCCCGGGAGCGGAAAAUUUGCGGACAGUCUUGACACCCUUGUCGUCUGUCCGCUACGUGUCCAUACUAGAGCGGAGUCAGGCCCAGCAGUGUGGCAAGUGUCUGAAGAGUUGUCUGUGUGGAGACUUGACGAAGCUCUCGAGAUCGGACUGAGGGAGGAGAAGCAGGAUCAACGUCCCCUUCGCAUUGUCGUUGAAUGUACCCUCGACAAAAUUGAGGGGUGGGAGGAAGCGGAGAAGGCUUGUAAAGACCAUGGUGUCUCCUUAUCCAAAGAUAUGCGGCUCGAUUAG